GCGUAUAUGAAUAAGACGCCCCGCCGCAUUUUUUUCAACCGCUAAUAACCGUCGCGCCCUUAAAUCGCGCCCACCAUUUCGUUUACUGAUUCAAUCCCUUUUCAACGUGCGCCCAUUACUGAUCCGAAGAAAUGGUGAAGCCCCUGAGAAGGCGGAAGAAACUCCUCCGAACCGACCCCCGUUUCCGGCGCCGGGAAGACUACUCUGUCACCGCGGCGGCGGCCGACGGCGGCGGGACGGACGAUUCUUCGUCGCUGUGUUCCUGCAGCGAGCCGAGUCUGGACAGCGGGGAAGACUACGGGAGCGCCGGAAAAGAGGAUUUCAGGCAGGCAGGGUUUACGGUUUUCGACGUCCCGGACGAGCUGACGGGGCGGCGUGACUCGGAGGGGAAGACGGCGGCGGCGGAAAGCGAAUCGGAGGGGAAUAGCGGCGGAAGAGGGAGGGCGACCGGUGGCGCGUGGAGAUACCGCGCGGCGUUGGUAAGCGGCGCGGCGUUUGGGGCGGUUUCGAUGGGGUUGCUGAUGGGGAGAUUCUCCGGGUGUUUUUACCACGUUGAAUCUCUGGUUGCUCUCACUCCCACUUGAGUCUAUCCAUAUUAAACCUUACAAUUAAUUCAUAGAUAAACAUAGUAAAAAAUAUGUACUCUAAUAGAGUAGUUUAGAUUUC
Cuscuta campestris is the source of this 666-nucleotide messenger RNA. Lineage: Eukaryota; Viridiplantae; Streptophyta; Magnoliopsida; Solanales; Convolvulaceae. The record is from the annotation of a GenBank genome assembly.